CUGGCCAGGCUGACGGAGGGAGGCCGCUGAAGAGGAGGAGGAGGGGAGGCCGGGAAGGCGGCAGGUCAAAAUGGGUUUCAUAUUUUCGAAGUCUGUGAAUGAAAGCCUAAAGAGUCAACAGGAGUUUAUGCUCAUGAACUCUCGACUUCAGCUUGAAAGGCAACUCCUCAUGCAAAAUCAAAUGCGUGAGAGGCAGAUGGCUAUGCAGGUUGCUUGGACACGGGAAUUUCUCAAGUAUUUUGGAGCAUUUUUCGGACUUGCUGCUAUUGGUCUAACAGCUGGGGCAAUUAAAAGAAAAAAGCCUGGAUUAUUCCUUCCAAUUGUUCCUUUAAGUUUUGUGCUUGCCUACCAGUAUGAUAUGGGUUAUGGAUCACUUCUGCAAAGAAUGAAAGGUGAAGCAGAGCAUAUACUUGACGCAGAGAACGCGUUGGUGGAAAUGCCAAAAGGACCCCUCACUUUCGAUGGCAUUGAAAAAGCCAGAAGAGCACAGAGCACGUUUUUCAUUGAAAAAUAGUUUGGUGUGGCGAAGCAGUGCUUCAGAGAACAGAAAUAUCUAUUUGUAAUCAUGUUACCGACUUGUGAUGCUCUGAUCUAACAGUGUGUAUGCAGGGAGCCUUUGCUAAAAUCUCACCAGUCAAGCUGCUUGACAACAAAGACAUUUGGGGGGGGUGUCUAGAUUCUAGACCAUUGCUCUGCCUCUCAAAAAGCUGAUAGGCCGAUUAUUAUUUUUUAAUCUGGGCUGAGCACACACAAUUUCUCCUGUUGGAUCAGAGAAGAGGACUAUGUGCACUAUACCUAGACAGAUCACGGCAAACUUGUUUUGAAAACUAUUGUCUGAUUGUAAUGCGCAUUAUGAAAUAAAACGGAUUUAAUACAA
Podarcis raffonei (Aeolian wall lizard) is the source of this 877-nucleotide messenger RNA. RefSeq names its product plasminogen receptor with a C-terminal lysine (gene PLGRKT). Gene Ontology annotation, biological process: positive regulation of plasminogen activation. The record is from RefSeq and is a predicted model, not a curated record. NCBI's taxonomy places the organism in Eukaryota, Metazoa, Chordata, Lepidosauria, Squamata, Lacertidae. The transcript is spliced from 5 exons. Gene Ontology annotation, cellular component: plasma membrane. The coding region runs from base 71 to 514 and encodes 147 amino acids.